This is a messenger RNA of Corylus avellana, 1628 nucleotides long. Its product is annotated as patatin-like protein 2. Gene Ontology annotation, molecular function: monoacylglycerol lipase activity; glycerophospholipase activity. Gene Ontology annotation, biological process: lipid metabolic process. The record is from RefSeq and is a predicted model, not a curated record. Lineage: Eukaryota; Viridiplantae; Streptophyta; Magnoliopsida; Fagales; Betulaceae.
UACAAAUUGGGUCAAAAUUGAAACACACUUAUCAUCAUCAUAUCUAGUGACUUUUCUUCGGGGUGUGAUCCAAUCCAACAACGACGCGGUUCAUGAAUUGAAUGGUUGAAUUGAGAAGAUUCAUGAGGAGCCUAUAUAUAUAUAUAUAUACCCAUAUAUACUUCUCUCAAAGGGAAUAUCAAGAUCACAACUUCAUUUUUCUGCUAGCCUCUUCAAAAGUUCUGAGUUUCUCUCAUCUUCAACAUCCCAAUCCCUAAUGGCAGCAACAGACGUCCCCCUCCAGCCUCCAACUUAUGGAAACUUCAUCUCCGUUCUCAGCAUUGAUGGCGGUGGAAUAAGAGGGCUUAUCCCAGGAACUAUCCUUAAUUUCUUAGAAUCUGAGCUCCAGAAGCUGGAUGGUGAAGAUGCAAGGAUCGCAGAUUAUUUUGAUGUGAUUGCAGGAACAAGCACAGGAGGUCUUGUAACUGCCAUGCUAACUGCCCCAGAUGAGAACAACCGACCUCUCUUUGCCGCCAAGGAUAUCAAGGACUUCUACCUAAACCACUGCCCUAAAAUCUUCCCGCAAAACGGUGCUCCAUUAUUUCCAUAUGCUACAAAAAUUGUGAACGCUCUCUCCGGACCAAAGUAUGAUGGGGUGUAUCUACAUAACAUUAUUAGGGAAAAACUAGGAAGUAUAAAAUUGCACCAGACGUUGACUAAUGUUGUCAUCCCAACAUUUGACAUCUCCCGACUCCAGCCAACCAUCUUUUCUAGCUAUGAGGUAAAGAAAAAUCCAAGCAUGGAUGCCUUACUCUCAGAUAUAUGCAUCGCAACCUCAGCUGCUCCAACUUAUCUUCCAACUUAUUACUUUGAAACCAAAGACGCCGGAGGAAAAGUACUCGGAAAAUUUAACCUUACAGAUGGUGGGGUUGCUGCUAAUAAUCCGGCCUUAGUUGCCAUGGGUGAAGUGUCCAAGGAGAUGAUUAGAGGAAGUCCUGACUUCUUUCCUAUAAAACCAAUGGAUUAUGGACGAUUUUUGGUAAUAUCAUUGGGCACUGGCUCACACAAAGCUGAAGAAAAAUACAAAGCGCCUGAGGCAGCUAAGUGGGGCGUAUUGGAUUGGUUAACUAAGGGUGGUUCCACUCCAAUAAUUGAUGUAUUUUCUGAAGCAAGUGCGGAUAUGGUGGAUGUCCACCUCUCUGUCGUUUUUAAAGCCCUUCAUAGUGAGAAAAGCUAUCUGCGGAUUCAGGACGAUACAUUAAACGGGAUAAUAUCUUCUGUGGAUGUAGCCACAACCGAGAAUUUGGAUGAUCUUGUGGAAGCUGGCGAAGCACUGCUAAAGAAACCAGUCUCCAGGGUUAAUUUGGAUACAGGCAUUUUUGAGGUUGCUAACCAUGAAACUAAUGAAGAGGCUCUCAUAAGUUUUGCAAAACUACUUUCCCAAGAGAGGCACCUUCGCCAUGCUAGGUCCCCCGUUGGACAUGCUGCCCAUCACAUUCCAAAAUAUUGACGUUAACGUUAUGUUUAUCGAUUUUGUAUGUUAAGAAGUGUUGUAAGGUCGAGGUGAGACGUAGAAAAGUCCACCUCCUUAUAAAUUAUUCGUUUUUCGUUUUAAUUUCCUUGAAUAAAUUCCAAGUUAAUUCCGAGAA